Molecule: messenger RNA, 1227 nt
Organism: Eremomyces bilateralis CBS 781.70
Lineage: Eukaryota; Fungi; Ascomycota; Dothideomycetes; Eremomycetales; Eremomycetaceae
Exons: 6
Coding region: 106-1158 (350 amino acids)
Biological process (GO): transmembrane transport; metal ion transport
Cellular component (GO): membrane
Molecular function (GO): metal ion transmembrane transporter activity
Source: RefSeq, a predicted model, not a curated record
GGCGCGAUAAGGAGAACUAUAUUCGUCGCGAACCCGUCCGCAAGCUCCCUUCUGGCGCUCGCAGGCACCGUCCCCGAGCGAACAUCUCGCAACUUGAGGGAUUUCAUGGACGUGUACCUGCGGCGCGAUGCCCAGAUCUACGUUACUACCACUAAAGCGACAUACGCGAUGGCCUUCCACCUGCCAUAUUACGCGCUCCGCAAAGGCUCGGAAAAGUCCGAUCGGCGGAAGUAUAAAGCUACCCGUUUACGGCGCUCAUACGAGCUCCCACUACCACGGAAGCCGGGCGAGAAAGGGGUUCGAUAUUACGAAGCCGAGGUAUCUGGCCUGACGACAGGCGUGGAUGACUUCUUUUACACCACAUAUUGCUUCGUGGACACGUACUUCGGCAGCGAAGAACUCUGUCCUACAUAUCUAGACCGGCGAACAGACCCACUGACCGCCAUUCGGCCGCUCGAUUUCCCGGUAUGGAACCCGAGGGAAAAUUAUAUAUUGCCGUUCUCGCGACGCCUAAGGCAGGUGACGGAAGAACAGAGAGAUCUGAUUAAUGAAUUCGACGAUCGGAUGGAAGAAUAUACUCGAAAACACUUUUCCCCAUUCCACGAUCGGGAGCGAAGCGACAUAUCCGAGCUGCGAACGGUGGUAGCGACCGUAACAUGUUUUAGGAAGAGCACCAUCGACAUCAUUUCGGCCUGGGACCGGUUUGCCGCCAACAGUCUUGGGUACUUCGAAGGAAAUAGCAAUAAUCCCGGGACGAAGCGGUGGGAAGAAUACAUCGCGGACUUGAAAAGCAGCGUUUCCGAGCUCUCGUUCUUGCGAGAUCGGCUGGAGCAUCGGUAUCACGAGUUCCACGAGCUCCUCCAAUGGAUGCUCAGUGGCUCUGUGCUGCAUCAAAACCAGAUCGCGAACCAAAACGGGCAAAUCGCCAUGCGGCAAGAAGCGAACAUUCGGCUCCUUGCGCAACUCAACAUCCUAUUCUUACCUCUUCACCUCAUCACUGCAGCGUUCAGUAUGAACAUGGUUCCGAACAGCGCGUCCUGGCUCUUGUAUCUCGGCGUCUUGAUCGGUUCGAGCGUACUGACGUAUUUCUGCGCGUUCAAUCCAUGGCUCCAUCAGGUUCUUUUCGAAAAACGACGUUCAUGGGGAGGAAGAAGUUGAUGGCCUGGAAGCAUACCCCCCAGGGCGUCGAAAACUCUUAAUCGUUGCCUGCUUUCGCCUCCUAUUACC